Messenger RNA from Ziziphus jujuba (common jujube), 2102 nucleotides. Its product is annotated as ATP-dependent 6-phosphofructokinase 6. Gene Ontology annotation, biological process: glycolytic process; fructose 6-phosphate metabolic process. NCBI's taxonomy places the organism in Eukaryota, Viridiplantae, Streptophyta, Magnoliopsida, Rosales, Rhamnaceae. Gene Ontology annotation, cellular component: cytoplasm. Bases 24 to 1682 code for a protein of 552 amino acids. Gene Ontology annotation, molecular function: 6-phosphofructokinase activity; ATP binding. The record is from RefSeq and is a predicted model, not a curated record. The transcript is spliced from 14 exons.
UUUCUCUCUCUCUCUCUCUCUCUAUGGACUUGAAAGUUUGCUGUUUUGGUUAUUCGAAAACAUCUACUUCGUUACCGGUAUCACCUCCUACUCCAAUCCGAUCAAAAUCCCAAGCUUCAAUUCUAUCUUCUUCAUCUUCUUCUUCUUCUUCUUCCUCUUCUUCUUCAGCUUCGCCUAAAUCCUUUUUCAAACCCCGAAGUUUCCGUAGCCUUCCGUCUAAUUGGCGCUCUUUCAACUCCAUCAAAUCCCAAUCUCAACCCCAAAACUCCAGCUUUCACAUUCUUAAUGACGGAUUUGUCCUCGAAGAUGUUCCUCAUUUGACCAAUUUCCUCCCGGAUUUGCCUUCAUAUCCAAAUCCUCUGCAGAAAAAAACCCAAUCUUAUGGGCUUGUCAAGAAAACUUUUGUAACGACUGAAGACGUGGUUGCUGAAAAUAUUGUUGUUCAAAAAGAUAGUCCUAGAGGAGUACAUUUUCGACGUGCAGGGCCUCGAGAAAAGGUUUAUUUCAAGUCAGAUGAAGUACGGGCUUGCAUAGUGACUUGUGGGGGCUUAUGCCCUGGGAUCAAUACUGUCAUAAGGGAGCUAGUAUGUGCUUUGAACUACAUGUAUGGCGUCGACGACAUUCUUGGAAUCGAGGGAGGAUAUAGAGGCUUCUACUCCAAAAAUACGCUGACAUUGACAACCAAAGUUGUCAAUGAUAUCCACAAACGCGGUGGCACAUUUCUUAAAACUUCACGGGGAGGUCAUGAUACUAAAAAAAUAGUUGAUAACAUACAAGACCGAGGGAUAAAUCAGGUUUAUAUCAUUGGUGGUGAUGGUACCCAAAAAGGAGCAGCUUUAAUAUACAAGGAAGUUGAGAAACGUGGUCUUCAAGUGGCAGUCGCUGGAAUCCCCAAGACAAUUGAUAAUGAUAUUGCUGUCAUAGACAAAUCAUUUGGUUUUGAUACUGCCGUUGAAGAAGCUCAGAGGGCUAUUCAUGCUGCCCAUGUGGAGGUUGAGAGUGUGGAAAAUGGAGUUGGAAUUGUCAAACUCAUGGGAAGAUACAGUGGUUUCAUUGCUAUGUAUGCAACUUUGGCAAGUCGAGAUGUGGAUUGCUGCUUGAUUCCAGAGUCUCCAUUCUAUUUGGAAGGCAAGGGUGGGCUUUUCCAAUUUGUGGAACAGCGGCUAAAAGAAAAUGGUCACAUUGUUAUUGUGUUAGCCGAAGGAGCAGGGCAGGACUAUGUUGCAAAGGACAUACAUGCUGCUGGGGAUAAAGAUGCAUCAGGAAAUAAGCUACUGUUAGAUGUUGGUCUAUGGCUAUCUGAAAAAUUUAAGGCUUAUUUCACAAAGGGUCAGAAGAUGGAGAUAAAUUUGAAAUAUAUAGAUCCAACUUAUAUGAUUCGGGCUAUUCCAAGUAAUGCAUCAGACAACAUCUACUGCACCCUUCUUGCUCACAGUGCUGUUCAUGGGGCCAUGGCUGGAUAUACUGGCUUUACGGUUGGACCUGUGAAUAGCAAGCAUGCUUAUAUUCCUAUUUCUCGUGUGACUGAGGUGCAAAAUACAGUGAAAUUGAGAGAGAGGAUGUGGGCUAGACUUCUUGCAUCGACGAACCAACCUAGUUUCUUGGAUUGCAACGAGGAGCAAGAAACAGUUGUUGAUGGUAUGACUGUUGGCGUGAACAACAAUGGGUGUAGUGCCAUGUAGAUUUUGUAGAACUCAGUUCAGAAUCUAAGUGGGCAGCCUCAAUACACAAUUGGAUUUUUGUUUGGAGCUUUGUUCUCACAGCUUCAAGGAUAUGAUACGAAGGCCACCUGUGAGGGACCUCAACUUAAAUAUUGGUUGUGCACCUCCUCUAUGCCCUGCUCCUUUGAAAAUGGAAUUUUGCUUUAUUAUAACGGCCAAUAUCAUUGAUCUCUCUUAAGGACAUAAUUAUAGGAAGUUUUAUCAUUAUGAAAAUUCAAGGGUUAGCUCCCACAUUAUUAACUAGAAAGUAUGUAAAUUUCAUUGAUUUAAAUUAUUAUAAUUUUCAAUGAACCGAGCUAAAUGAUGUAUUAUUUUAAGAGAAAUUUUAGUUGCACUAUGAAUUCGAUACAGUUCCAUUAUAAAUUUAUAUUUUUACUUCUA